ACAAACUACCAACAAUCGGGCACUAGCAUUUUCCAUCUUCACGACGCUACCAAAGUACCGAAACUUUGUAGUAUAAUUAUAAAAGCUCGCUAGUGAUCACCAAGAUGAACACGCUUAUUGUGUUUGCCUCUUGCUGCCUACUGUUGAGUCUGCAGGCGGCCGGUUCUCCAUUUGGCUACGACGAGAUUCACUCAAUGUCCAAGAAAUACACAGAGAAGUCUGAACCGGAAACAGCCUGGGCUAUUCCGGUCUCCGACUCCAGCGCCCCUCCACCAAUCAACGUUUCUGUAGUAACCAAUUACAUCACCACAGAGGUGCAAACGCUGGCCCAGGAGGCGGAAAUUACUUUCAUUGGUCAACUCUGCGAGCAGUCCAAAGGCUUUGAGGUAGAGGUGACCGUUCUGCUCAACAACAACCCCGACUGGGACCCUUCCGUCGGCGUUUUGUAUUACUACGUAGUUGAUGACCCAAAUAAGGGCAGUUCUGCAGCGCUUUGCAACAACUCCCCUGGCGGUACACCUCAGGCCAACUGUACCGUGAAAGCCUGGCCUAGCAACGGGGACAUCUACAUCAAAGGACACGCCGGCCAGUCAGAGGCCGUCUCCUUCACGCUGUCUGUUACUAUGAAACAAAAGGCCGGCAUCAAACCAACACCGUUCUUCUUCGACAAAUCACCGUUCCGAAAUCUGGAGAGGACUCCCAGUGCCAACAACCCCACCGUCUACCUGUCGCAGGUCGUGACCCUCUCCUCCAUCCAACCGCUGGGCUACCACAAGUCGGCGCUGUUGGCCUUCACUUUCUGCCCGACCCCUCAGACGGGCACGCGCUACGAGGUACAGAGCGCGACUUCAGCCACUGACGGGCACAGCUCCUACGCGUCCUACAUAUGCGACAAGCUUCCCUGUGUGGUUGACGGUGAAAAUGUCAUCGCGGCCAACGGAAGGCAGUUGCCUAGCAACAUCGUCCAAACGGAAUCAGGCACCUGGAAAACGUUGUACGCCCUCAUCGUGGGUUGGGGAGGUGUCUGGAAUCCCCCCAAGGACGAAUACAUCGGCCACUUUAUAUUCGACGCUCAAACAAUGUAAUGCAGCGCCCUCACUUAGACACCGCACCUCUUGUAUGACUUUUUAAGGUGCAGGUCGUUACUUGCUUGUCGUUUUUGAAUUAUGUUCGUUUGAGGCAACAAAAGCGCCCAAACUGUACUGACUGUCCAACAACCAAUUAAUAAUCUAAGUUAUGGUACCGUGAAUACCGUAGUUUCCGGAAAUAAAUCUCGAACUUUGAUUUCAAAUUAAAGUUGCUUAUAGUCUCUUGAAUUGCACCCGAUUUAAGUGUCUAUGUCGUGCACUGAAACAAUUAGGCAACACAUGGAGUCUGAAAGUCCAUGAUUACUCGAUACGGAGAACUUUUCCUUCACUCCCCUUGCAUCAGAUUUUAUUUUGAUCAAGAAUUCAUGGUUGAAAUAUCUUAAUGCCUUUUUAAAAACACCGUGUUUACUCUAUGCCCUCAACUGCGUCGAAAUGACGACACCAAAAACGUCAAGCACCAUGAAGCGAGAAAAUACAUGUGGACCAAGAAACUCCCGUGACCGAUCAUUACAAUUUGUUUGCUGUUUGAUGUAGGGUUUUAGUUUUUUUUUUUUAUAGAUUAUGAAUUUAAAUGUUGCUUUUGCUGUUGUAGAUUUAGUUAUGAAAUAUUUGCGAGGUAAAGACGUGUAGGCAUGACGUCACACGAACAUCUGGUCACAAGACAAAAUAUGCAAUGUACCUUUCAAUCAUCGAUUUUGGCAGUUCCUUGAAAUUGUGAAGCCAUGUUAUAUUGUCAAACAUACGAUGGGGUCUUUACAGUACGAAUACUGAAAAGAUUUGAAAUUUGGACGUGUAAUAUCAAAUCCGAGUCGACUCCAAUAUGCAUGGGAAACCGCCUUUGUAGCUUGUCAUACAAAAAGCUAUCCGUCUUUACCUCGUACCAUUUUGUUUUUAUUAUAUAGUGAUUACUUUUGUUAGUUUAUACAGUUACUCAGAACAGUAACAGUAGUUUCAUUCCAUCUAUCGUACUUUAACAGGAAUUGGUCUAAGCACGUUAUACUAGUAUUGUUUAUCGAAGUUCGUUUUACAUUUCACGGAACAAACGGUUUUUAGUUCUGAAGAAAUGUGGUCUUCGUAUUAAUAAACUUUCCAAACUGUAACUUUUCAAACGUACCGUUUAUGGUUUUAAAAUGGCAGAUCUCUAGAACAGAUAUCAACAUGCUUUUCCAACACUUGUACAUUGGCACUGGACUUCAUUCUUUAUUCAAAAUUACGCUUGAUGUUUAUGUUUAUCGUCUUGCAAUCUUUUUACUGAAACGAUGCCAUUGCUUUGACAAUUUGUUAUUAAAUUAUAUUGCCCCCAUGCAAUAUCAUGUAUUGGAGUCCACAAGCCACACCUGCAUAUUUCAAUCACUCUAGGAUGAGACAAUAUCUCGGACAAGACAUUUUGUUCCGUGAUUGGUAAUUGAACUUCUUUAUCGUUUCGGCAGAAGUAGUAUUGUUUAUUUGAUGGAUAGCUAACAUUCGAUUCCAACUCAACCGCUUGAUUUUGCAAUGGAUGUUUAAUUAAUUCAGCACUUUCUUAGAUUCGCGAAGUAAAAACAUACACAGACGUAGCUUCACACUAAAACCAUCAGCGCAUUUUUGGCAACGAUUUUUACUUGCUCCAACUGAAUUGUUGAACAACGUUGUGCAUAGGUCUUUAAGUAUUGUGUGUAAGUCUGAUAACACAAUACGACUGAAUAUAUAAAAAAAAAAACAUAAAAACAAAACAAAACCUACAAACAAUCCUAACUAGGCCCCCAUAUUUGGAUUAAAUAACAACGACUUUCGAAGAGCACAAACACGUGCAAAGUCGUCUUGGCAACUCGACAUACACACUGCGUUCUGUUUUUACCUCGUGCCGUUUUGUUCUCAUUUAAAUUACUUGUGUACGUUUGCAGUUAAUUAAUAAUAGAACAAUGGUAGUUACUCAGACCAAUGUUAAGCAUAUUUACAGAGUUACUAUAACUUAAAGUAGUGGAGUUUCUAUAAUGACUUAGGAACUAAAAUCUGCAAUAGGCUCAUGUCUAUAGAUAGCAAGUUGCCUUAUCUAUGCUGUUAUUGCCGGCAUAGAAUACCGAAAAGUGGCGUCACUUUAAAUCAGGCAGCGCAGUGCAUACGAAUGGAGUACGCACGCGUGUUGUUUCACGUACUGGUUCUUGCGAUCAUGUCUCUUUGUGUGACGUAUUCACUUCAAUUGUCUUCCCUCAACUCCAAUAAAUGGACCAUUUCAAAAAGACAAGUAGCUUUUGUUAAGGUAUCAAAGAUGACUACUAUAAGCUCCUUUCUUUAAUUUUUAUGCGAGUAGGCCUAAAAGUUCGGUGUAGCGUGGGUUAGUGAUUUUUAAUAAACUUAAACUUUUUCAUAAGCAUA
This is a messenger RNA of Acanthaster planci (crown-of-thorns starfish), 3443 nucleotides long. RefSeq lists its product as uncharacterized. The record is from RefSeq and is a predicted model, not a curated record. NCBI's taxonomy places the organism in Eukaryota, Metazoa, Echinodermata, Asteroidea, Valvatida, Acanthasteridae.